Molecule: messenger RNA, 1799 nt
Organism: Hirundo rustica (Barn swallow)
Lineage: Eukaryota; Metazoa; Chordata; Aves; Passeriformes; Hirundinidae
Gene: CMSS1
Product: cms1 ribosomal small subunit homolog
Exons: 11
Coding region: 299-1213 (304 amino acids)
Cellular component (GO): 90S preribosome; nucleus
Source: RefSeq, a predicted model, not a curated record
AAGCAGUAUCUCUGCAUCGAGGUGAUGUCCGGUCUCUAUCAGAGCCCUGGGAUAGACGAUGGAGCAGCAAACGAAAACACCAGUACCUAGGAAAAUUUGCCUUUUGUUAAACCAAGGUCUGUUCCAAAUGCAAAAGGAAGCUUUGGCCAGGAGGAUUUCUGCAUUUCCCUACAGAGGAGGUGUUCUGCAGCGAUGAGCAAUGUCCCUUCCUACCAGCAUUCCUGAUCUGGACUUGUGGGCAAAGGGCCAGCACACACCAGAAUGUGGAGGAAGGAAGAACUGAAAGCUGGAUCUGAGUAUGAUCUCUCCUGCCAGGCUCAUUGAGCAUGUUAAGAACAGAACAGCAUUUCAGGGCCGUGGGAGUCUUUCUGUGGAGGUGUCAAGACUACUUCAGGAGAGGCCCCCAUUGCCUGACAGCAUACUAGAUCCUUCAGAUGAUGAAGCUAUUGAAAAAGCAAGUGAACACAGGACAGCAGCUUGUCAAGAUUCAGAUUCCAAACCUGCUGUGAAAAAGAAAAGAAAGCAGCCUACAGAAUGUUUUUUAAGUGGGCCUGAAGAAAAGCAAGAGAGCACUGUCAAGGCAAAGAGGAGGAAGAAGAAGAAGAUUUCUGAUGUUCUGCAAAAAUCUGCUCCAAAACCUGGUGUCCCUGCAGAUCUACAAAAUCUGCUUAAUCAACAUUUUGGUGAAAACCGUUCCGUGAUUGAAAUAGAGGAAUUACAGCUGUCAGAUUCCUGUUUUUUGCCAGCCAAUGAUCUUACCCACAGUUUUUCUUCAUACCUGAAGGAAAUCUGCCCGAAGUGGGCGAAGCUCCGGAGGAACCACAAGGAGAAGAAGUCGGUGGUGAUGCUGGUUCUUUGCAGUUCUGCCCUUCGCUCCUUGGAGCUCAUCAAGUCAAUGACAGCCUUUAAAGGAGAUUGCAGAGUCCUCAAGUUGUUUGCAAAGCACAUAAAGAUAAAGGAACAAAUGAAUAUGUUGGAGAAAGGCGUGUUCCACAUUGGGGUUGGAACUCCUGGGAGAGUAAAGGCACUAGUAGAACAAGAUGCCCUGUGCUUAAACUCCACAAAAUAUAUGAUUCUGGAUUGGAACUGGAGAGAUCAGAAACUAAGGAGAAUGAUGGACAUCCCUGAGAUAAAGAAAGAAACAAUUGACCUACUGGAGAAGAGUAUUAUAAAGCUGUGCAGAGAUGGAUCUGUGAAGCUGGGACUCUUUUAAUGAGUUUACCGACAAGGAAGUAAUUUGCAGCUGCAUUUUGCUAUUAUCCGGCCUGCCAUUGAAUUUUGACUUUUCAGAGGUCUCUAUACAGAAGGCACAUUGCAACUUUUUCUGAGUUUUCUUUUAAUAAAAAGCCAGAAGUUUUGUUUGUAGUUCUAGUAUUAUUUUUAUUGCAGGAACAAUGUCACACUGAAGUCAGAGUUGCACUGCUUUCACCUGCUAGAUUUACUACUGUCUGUCACUAGUGAGACUUUGAAGAUGAGUAAACAUGGGUGUGAAAGUCUUUGCACAGCUCGGUUUUCUGUUCCCUCCCUGUGCUGCCCCAAGUGAGACACGUCCUUCUCUUGUGAGAGUGGUAAUCUAGUUCUUGCCCUUGGGGGUCUUUGAAAAAGUUGUAUGAAUUUCAGUAACAUGUUAAGAAGGUAUUUUUCACCUAUCUGUUCUAGAGCUGGCCAAAUGCUACUUUUUGCUUUUGCAUGAUAAAUUAUCUGUAUAUUAUACUGAGGUUUUAGUUUGGUCAAACUGUUGAAGUGUGCAAGAAACAUUCUUAUGUUUGGCCUUUUAAAUUAAAAUGAGGUGAUCUCUG